AGCUUUGCAUGACGCGACCGCGAAUAAUGAGAAAUGAGCAAACUGGGAUGUUGAUUUGGAAAAAAUAGGAUGGCGGCGAAAACGUGAUCUCAGGUGCUUAUUCCUAGGUAACAGUAGCGAGCGUGUGUGGGUGCAUUCGAGGUAUCACUAUCCGUAGAAUAGAAUAAAACAAAAGCUGUAUUGUGCAAUAACCAUCAUCGUCAUGAUCAUUACCGAGUGUUGCUAUUGUUGCUAUUAUUGUUGCUAGAAGUCAGGGGAGAAUAGGGUGCAAAGCCAGUAUAGGACAGUGAUGAAUGUAUGUGCUAUAGCCCUGCUAAUAAUGAGUAUUACUCUCGUGAUAAUAAUACUGUUACCUUUCUUCAUCGUGUUCUACGGAAUAACUAAUGGUACAAGGUAUUUACCUAUUUCUGUAGCGGAAAGGUACAAGAAGAUAGGUGGACGCGGUAAGGUAAAGCAAGGUAUUUGUGCGCGCGUGAGUUGUGAAGAGAGAGAGAGAGAGAGUGUGUGUGUGUGGCCAACAAGCCCCCGGCUAUCUCUUCCCUACUCCUCCUCCUUCCUCCUCCUCCUCCUCCUCCUCCUGUUAGACCCGGCCCUCGUCCCCGCCUUCAAACCACCUCUACCUCUACCAGCCCAGCCCAGCCUUCUAUUCCCUUUCCCCCCCUCAAAGGACACUCCACUUCCACUUACACUUCACCACCCACUCCGCCAAAGUCGCCUAUCCUACUCCAACCCCACUCCAACCUCACUCUACCUCACCUCUCCUUUUUCACUCACCUUUCUCUCUCUCGAUUUCCGUCUCUCCUCUGUCUAUCAUCUCCUACAAAGACUAAUCACGACUCCUUGUUUCGCCGCCUGUCAGCCGCUCGUUUGCGGACUACAAGACGCCUUCUACGACUAGACACAAGAAACUCUAAUAUUCAGGUCCUAGCCUUUGCUCGACUUGUCUCUUACUUGCACUCGAUGGUUGUCUAAGGAAUAAUUCAGCUUCGUCCUCCGCCGAGCUCGACCCGUCCCAUCGUCGCCACGUCCUGAGCCUCGCCUCUGCCUU
Messenger RNA from Aaosphaeria arxii CBS 175.79, 1048 nucleotides. RefSeq lists its product as uncharacterized. Lineage: Eukaryota; Fungi; Ascomycota; Dothideomycetes; Pleosporales. The coding region runs from base 290 to 898 and encodes 202 amino acids. The record is from RefSeq and is a predicted model, not a curated record. The transcript has a single exon.